UUCAUUGGGUAAUGGCAGGGUGUACUUUGCGUAGUCUAGAGACGUCAAGAUCUUUUCUGAGGUUAGCCUAUAUUUUCGCUAUAGGAUUUGAAAUAUUCUGCACUUACACGGUGAAUGAUCAUCGUGAGUUUUUUAUUGUCGAAUAUUAUAUGUUUUGUAUCAUAUAAAAUUGAACAAAUUCGAUAAAUCGAAAAUGAUCGAUUUAAGUCCAAUCUAAUACAGUCGAUACCUGAAAACAUCCAUCUGCAAUCGCAUUUUUACCUAUAUGUAACUAUAAUUGUAAAAAUUUGCUGUCACGAAAACUAACAAGAAUUUCGUUGACCUCUUGUAAAAGAGAGUUCGUGUUUAACAAAUUUUACAUUUAAUAAUUACCAACAUGAAUUUCGAGAGGAUGAUUAAUAGAAACAUUUUUCGUAAGAUCAGACAAUUAGAAUCUUUUUCAAAAACAAAUAUAUUUUCAAACUCUUCCAAACCUCCUCAGAUUGCUAGAACGUCAACAACUUUAUGCGGUAUUAAUCGAUGUUUAAAUUCUAAUACAAUAACAAAUGGAAAUAAUAAUUUUCUAACAAAGUUCCCAGCAAGCAUUGGUUUACAACAAAGUCGUAAUGUAGCAACACCUGCAGGUGAUCAUGUACGAUUAUGGGUUUUCGAAAAAGUUGUAUCUGUGGCACUUCCCGUUGUAAUUCCUCUUGCUUUUGUGAUGGAAAAUGCAGUUCUUGAUGGGAUUAUGUCUGUUUUAGUUGUAAUACACACUCAUUGGGGUUUGGAAGCUGUUAUCACAGAUUAUGCACGUCCUAGAGUUGUUGGGCCACUGUUACCAAAGGUUUUACAUGCUACUUUGAUUUUGCUUUCUGUAGCUACUCUAGCUGGUUUAUUUGUACUUAUACAUAAUGGUCCUGGUGUUGCAACAUCAGUCAAGAAUUUCUGGGCAAUUGGUAAAGAAAAGUCUUCAAAAUAAAAGCCAAAGUAAUUUUUAUUGUCUGCUUUAUUAGGCUAAUGUAGGAUAUCAUAAUUUAAUAUCUUGUAAAGUAUACAAAAAUAAAUUAUAUACCUUUAAA
Messenger RNA from Nomia melanderi (Alkali bee), 1058 nucleotides. RefSeq names its product succinate dehydrogenase, subunit D (gene SdhD). Gene Ontology annotation, molecular function: heme binding; ubiquinone binding. Gene Ontology annotation, biological process: tricarboxylic acid cycle; mitochondrial electron transport, succinate to ubiquinone. Lineage: Eukaryota; Metazoa; Arthropoda; Insecta; Hymenoptera; Halictidae. The record is from RefSeq and is a predicted model, not a curated record. Gene Ontology annotation, cellular component: membrane; respiratory chain complex II (succinate dehydrogenase); mitochondrial envelope.